AUGGAAGCGCUCGACAUACUAACAAACUCCACUCACGAGUCGUCGUCGCCGCCACGCGGCCAUUCCAUAAGCAACGAAACCCCUCGGUUUGGGUUCGACAUGGCCCCCGCUCAGGCCUGCCAGCCUCCUAUUCCGCACGAUAUCGACUUGGAGCCCAACUACGAGCUUGGAUUGCCCGACCUCCCGGAUUUGCAGCCCAAACAGUCGCUCGAGUCAAUGGGCGCCACGCUAGACCUCGCAGACUUCACUCCCCCACAGCAACAUUCUCCGCUGAGUGUGUCGCCAGAGAUCAAGCAGCCGUCUGACCAGCCGGACCCCGACCCGCAGCCGCAGCCCCUGCAACACGUCUCCCGCACACCGGCAAAUGCCGCUGCGGACUCAAAUGCACAGCCCAGUUCUGGCUCGACUCGCACAUUUUGCCAGACUACGGCUCGUCCUUCCUCUGUAAGCACCUCAACAAUGUAUACGAGAAGACCGGCAUGA
Messenger RNA from Ogataea haglerorum, 483 nucleotides. RefSeq lists its product as uncharacterized. Bases 1 to 483 code for a protein of 160 amino acids. The record is from RefSeq and is a predicted model, not a curated record. The transcript is spliced from 2 exons. NCBI's taxonomy places the organism in Eukaryota, Fungi, Ascomycota, Pichiomycetes, Pichiales, Pichiaceae.